AUGAAGGUUACUUUCAAGGACCUCAAACAACAGAAGUUCACGCUCGAGAUCGAGCCUACCGAGACCAUUUCCAAGGUCAAGGCGAAGAUCUCCGAGGAGAGGGGCUGGGCUCCCGAGCUGCAGAAGCUCAUCUACUCCGGAAAAAUCUUGAAGGAUGAGGAGACCGUAGAGUCCUACAAGAUCGAGGAGAAGGGUUUCGUUGUCUGUGUCGUCAACAAGCCCAAGACUACCGCCCCCAAGCCGGCCGAGUCGUCAUCGUCCGCCGCCGCCCCUGCUACUCCCGCUGCCGCCGCCCCGGCUUCGACACCCGCUCCCCCUGCCGCUCCUGCUGCCUCCACCGCUGCCGCUGCUGCACCCUCGACGCCGACACCCGCUAGAACCGCUGCGGCUCCUGAGGCGGCCCCCGCUGCCGGUGCUCGUGAUGCUAACGCUCUUGCGAUGGGCGAGCAGCGUGCUGAGGCCAUUGCCAACAUGGAGGCCAUGGGCUUCGAGCGCUCCCAAAUCGACGCUGCCAUGCGUGCUGCGUAUUACAACCCCGAGCGCGCCGUCGAGUACCUGCUGAACGGUAUUCCCGCCAACCUUCAACAACAACAGGCUGCCAGCUCUCGUCAGCCUUCUGCCGCCCCGGCUGCUGCUGCUGCUCCCGCCGCCCAGGCCGCUUCGCCCGCUGCUGCUGGUGGUGACGACGACGACCAGGUUAACCUUUUCGACCUCGCCGCGCAGCUUGGCAACAGCGCUGGUGGACGUGGUGCUCGCGGUGCGGAGGGUGCUGGCGCCGAGGCCGCUGGUUUGGGCAACCUCGACUUCCUCCGGAACAACGCCCAGUUCCAGCAAAUGCGUCAGCUCGUACAGGAGCAGCCCCAGAUGCUGGAGCCUAUCCUGCAACAGCUCGGAGCCGGUAACCCUCAACUCGCUCAGAUGAUCGCUCAGAAUUCCGACCAGUUCCUUAGCCUCCUCGGCGAGGGUGGCGAGGGCGGCAGUGUCGGUAUUGCCGUCACGGAGGAAGAGCGCGAUGCCAUUGAGCGUCUUACCCGCCUGGGUUUCCCCCAGGAUCAGGCCAUCCAGGCCUACUUCGCGUGCGACAAGGACGAGGAGCUUGCUGCCAACUUCCUCUUCGACCAAGGUCCCGAGGAGGAUGAUGACAUGCCCCAACAAUAA
Molecule: messenger RNA, 1158 nt
Organism: Neurospora tetraspora
Lineage: Eukaryota; Fungi; Ascomycota; Sordariomycetes; Sordariales; Sordariaceae
Product: XPC-binding domain-containing protein
Exons: 6
Coding region: 1-1158 (385 amino acids)
Biological process (GO): proteasome-mediated ubiquitin-dependent protein catabolic process; nucleotide-excision repair
Cellular component (GO): cytosol; nucleoplasm
Molecular function (GO): ubiquitin binding; proteasome binding; damaged DNA binding
Source: RefSeq, a predicted model, not a curated record